AUGAAGACGGACGAGGAGCGAUUCCGAGACGACUACGUGUACGACAGAGACGACGACGAGGACGACGCGAACCCGAAGGCGACGAUCAGGCUGCGACAACGAAAGUUUAACGCCGCGUCGAGCGGAUUCGCGUCCACGGUGUGGGACAGCGCGAUCGUGUUGGCGAAAUAUUUGGAAAAGCGAAAUCGAGCGAGCGGCGCCGGCGCUCGGUGGCGAGACGCGGUUGAGUUAGGCGCGGGAUGCGGGCUGUGCGCGUGCGUGUUGGCGAAACGGUGCGAAAAUCUCGUGACGGGGACGAUUUACGCCACGGACGUCGCGGAGAAUAUGGAUUUGUUGACGGAAAAUGUGAAGGCGUGUUCGUCGCGAAUCGCGCCGCUCGCGUACGACUGGCGAGACGCGCCGCCGAAGUCGAUCGACGCGUCUCGCGUCGAUCUCAUCCUCGGGACAGAUUUGGUGUACUACGACGACGCCAUGCCCGCGCUGGUGAAGACGCUGAAAUCGUUCGAGAGCGAGGCGUUGGUGGUGUACUUUGCGUUCGGGCGAAAUCGACAGGCGCUGCCGCGAUUUUUGGAAUGCUUCGACGCCGAGGCGCGCGACGCGUUCGAAGAACCGAGGUUUUUGGAAUCGCACGAGCUCGACGCGUUGUAUCAGUGCACGGACGUGAGCGUGAUGGAAUUGAAGCGAAAGUAG
Ostreococcus lucimarinus CCE9901 is the source of this 690-nucleotide messenger RNA. RefSeq lists its product with no specific name. The record is from RefSeq and is a predicted model, not a curated record. The transcript has a single exon. Lineage: Eukaryota; Viridiplantae; Chlorophyta; Mamiellophyceae; Mamiellales; Bathycoccaceae. Bases 1 to 690 code for a protein of 229 amino acids.